Messenger RNA from Blepharisma stoltei, 1686 nucleotides. Lineage: Eukaryota; Ciliophora; Heterotrichea; Heterotrichida; Blepharismidae. The record is from the annotation of a GenBank genome assembly.
AUGAUCAAGUCUCUAUUCAGUUUAAAAUGCAGAUUUUUCUCUUUUAAGCAUGUCAAAAUCGAGUUUGAUGACAAAGCAAGAUAUAUGCUAUGAAGAGGAAUUGAAGACGUAAAUAAAACAGUCUCAAUUACAUUAGGACCAAAGGUAAAAAUUAUUCAGGGAAAAAAUGCAGCAAUUGAGUACGAACUUGGUCCUCCAAAGAUAACAAAAGAUGGGGUCACUGUGGUAAAGCAUAUUGAGUUUCCAGAUAACCAAAGAGACCUUGGAUGCAGACUCAUCAAAUUCCCAGCUCAUGAAUCAAAUAAUCAUGCAGGAGACGGCACAACUACAACAACAAUUAUCGCUUCACAUUUAAUUGAAAAAGGUUUAAAAUAUCUCAAAAGAGGAGUUCACCCAAUAGCUUUGAAGGAAAGCCUUGUAUACGCUUCUAAUUUGGUAGAAAAUUAUUUAAAAUCCAAAUGCAUCCCUGUUACAUCUGAAAGUGAGCUUUUGGCGAUAGCAAAAGUAUCUUGCAAUCAUGAUGAAUAUAAUGCAAACUUAGUAACGCAAGCUGUCCUAUCUACUGGGAAAAAUGGAACUAUUAUGAUAGAAGAAGGAGCUGACUUUGAUAAUGCUUUAAUUGUAAGGAAUAUGUAGCUAGCUGAUGGGUUUACUAUGAUGAGAGGCGCAGCAAAUGAAUUUUUCAUGCAAAAUCAAGGACAUCCUGAGUAAUUUUUAUGCAGCAUUCGCUUGGAAAACCCUUUAAUUUUGACUUGUGCUUUUAAAAUUCAUAAGCUUGAUCAAAUUAUCAACAUAUUGGAGUAUGCUAAAAAAACUGGCCGAAGUCUUGUUAUUGCUGCUGAAGAUAUUGAUAAAGAAGCCUUAUCAACUAUCUUGCUAAAUCAUCAAAAAGGUGAGCUGCAAAUUUGUGCCAUAAACUUUCCAUAUGAGCAUAACAUCGAAAUUUUGUAUGAUUUUUCCUCUAUAGUAGGCAGUAAAGUUCAUAGUGAGUUGACCUUUAAAACUUAUAGCCCUGAUGACUUAGGCUCAGCUCGAAGGGUCAACAUAGAAAGAGACCAAACUUUAGUAUUUGGAGGAAAAGGAGACCCAAAAGAAAGAAUUGAGACUAUUGAAAACGACUUGAGAAAUACCCAGGAUCAUGACCAAAGAAGUGUCUAUAAAAUUAGACUCCAAAGGCUAUACGGGAAAAUGGCUGUGAUUGAAAUCGGCAUUGGAGGAGGGCAAAUGGAAAUCCAAGAAAGGCGUGAUAGGGUUGUGGACUCUCUUAAUUCAGUGAAAACUGCUCUAAGCGAAGGUUUUUUGCCUGGAGGUGGCUCAGCCUUAUUAUAUGCAGCAAGAAUGCUAUCCAAAAUAAGAACAAACACAGAAAAAGAUAUAGGAGUUAGGAUAUUACAAGAAUCAUUAAUGCUUCCAUGCGAGCAAAUUGUUAUUAACACAGAUUAUGGGCUGGCUGCAAUUGAUGAGAUGUGAAACUCUGAAGAUGAGGAGAUUGGUCUUAACGCAAACACAGGAAAAUUAGUAAAUUUAAUUGAUGAAGGAAUAAUUGAUAGCGCUCAUGUAGUAAUUCAAGCCUUAAGAGGAGCAUGCUCACUAGCUCAACUUGUGCUUUCUACAAGUGCAGUCAUUGUGAGGGAAAAGAAAUAUGUUCCGACCCUCUUAUCUGAAUAUAGAAAAGAAUUAUUUUAA